GAGCGCGGGACCGGCGGGCGGGUGGCGGCGUCUCCGCUGCUCUGCCUCUUCCACCGCAGCGGCUUUAUUGUGUUUUUUACGCCGUUUUUGCCUUUUUUUUUUUCGCAAGGAAUCCGGGUGUGGUUUGAUUUUUGGGUUUGGUGGUUUUUUUUUUUCCUCUCUUCUGUUGUGGCCGGCCGGAGGGACUAAGGGGAGAUCAAUGAAGGAAAGAAGAGCGAGCCAGAAGUUAUCGAGCAAGGCGGUGAUGGAUCCCAACCAGAACGUGAAGUGCAAGAUCGUGGUGGUGGGGGACAGCCAGUGCGGCAAGACCGCGCUGCUCCACGUCUUUGCCAAGGACUGCUUCCCCGAGAACUACGUCCCCACGGUGUUCGAGAACUACACGGCCAGCUUCGAGAUCGACACGCAGCGCAUCGAGCUCAGCCUSUGGGACACCUCGGGUUCUCCUUAUUACGACAACGUCCGCCCUCUUUCCUACCCGGAUUCUGAUGCGGUGCUGAUCUGCUUUGACAUCAGUCGGCCAGAAACCCUGGACAGUGUCCUAAAAAAGUGGAAAGGUGAAAUCCAGGAGUUCUGCCCCAACACCAAGAUGCUGCUGGUGGGCUGCAAAUCAGACCUGCGCACCGAUGUCAGCACSCUGGUGGAGCUCUCCAACCACAGGCAGACCCCCGUGUCCUACGACCAGGGUGCAAAUAUGGCCAAGCAGAUUGGAGCAGCCACGUACAUCGAGUGCUCAGCCUUGCAGUCUGAAAACAGCGUCAGAGACAUUUUUCACGUCGCCACCCUGGCGUGUGUGAACAAAACAAACAAAAACGUGAAACGGAACAAAUCUCAGAGGGCCACAAAGAGGAUUUCCCACAUGCCAGGCAGGCCAGAACUGUCCACAGUGGCCACGGACUUGAGGAAGGACAAAGCAAAGAGUUGCACGGUGAUGUGAAGGAGCUGAGAUUCCCUGGAGGAGGAGGAGGAGGAGGAGGAUCCAGGAGGGGUUGGAGCUCCAUGAAGUCACAGCCAUGGGGUGUUGGAGGAGGG
Molecule: messenger RNA, 1029 nt
Organism: Malurus melanocephalus (red-backed fairy wren)
Lineage: Eukaryota; Metazoa; Chordata; Aves; Passeriformes; Maluridae
Gene: RND3
Product: Rho family GTPase 3
Exons: 5
Coding region: 200-934 (244 amino acids)
Biological process (GO): small GTPase-mediated signal transduction
Molecular function (GO): GTPase activity; GTP binding
Source: RefSeq, a predicted model, not a curated record